Cherax quadricarinatus is the source of this 4175-nucleotide messenger RNA. NCBI's taxonomy places the organism in Eukaryota, Metazoa, Arthropoda, Malacostraca, Decapoda, Parastacidae. The record is from RefSeq and is a predicted model, not a curated record.
CACACACACACACACACACACAUUUUCAUCCCAUACAAACAUAGUGUUACCCAGAGCUUGUUCCCUGGGUACCACUGAUCCAUGUCUGACCGUAACGUUAUAUUUGAGUGGGACUUGGGACUUGUACGUGAGUGGGAGGGGUUGGAUUUGAGUUGGAACAGGAAGACGGGAAAUACAGUGACGUAUUAGACGUAAGGAAGGGCGGGCGCCCCGCCCCCCCCCCACCCCACCACCACCACUGCGGCCCCACUGCAGCAUAGAGGUGGUUGGGAAAGGGGUGAAGGACCCCCCCCCUCCCUCCUUCUUAGUAAUCGACCUUCCACCACUUGCACCACCUUGAGUAUCUCGACUUCACUGUGAGAGCGAGUCGUUCAAGAUGGACCUGAUACUUGAUAUCAACUCUAUGAUCUACCCCAUGGAUUUUGGUGACAAGUUCCGGCUGGUGUUGGCAACUACACUCCGGGAAGAUGGUUAUCCAACUGACGGACCAGAGUACAAUCCACUUGAGACUGGCCCCAGCAGAGCUGAUCCCUUUGACUACGUCAUGUACGGCAAGAUCUACCGCAUUGAGGGAGAUGAUGGACUGCUGGAAACGUCAGGCAGGCUGUCAGCAUACGUGUCAUACGGAGGGCUGUUGAUGCGCCUUCAGGGCGACGCCAACAACUUGCAUGGCUUUGAAGUGGAUAAACACAUCUACCUCUUGAUGAAGAAGCUUGCUUACUGAGAGACACUUUUUCUAUGUGUGGAUACCAAAUGUAUUUCUGGAAUGUAUAAUUUUUUUUGUAUUGUCAUUGGAACUGGUGUUGUAUAUAGAUCCAUGAUACCAGUGUAUGAUUUUCUUAUUGUAUUUUUUGUAUUAUUAUUGUAUUUUUGUAUUUUACACAGAGAUCCGUGACGCCAGUGUUUGACUCUAUUUUUUUUUUUUUUUCUAGCAUGCUGUCGUUGUGUCAUAAACAUUGAAAACUAAAUAGAAAAUCCCACAUGGGUGGGAAAAUUAAACAGAUUUAAAAGGAUUUGUAUAUUUUGAGACUGUUAAGAGAUGGGAUACUUGUAGUAGGGAAAGGUUGAUCAGCAAGUAGGAGAUUUGAAGUGGAGUACCAUAGAGUUUACCUCAGCUGCUAAGAGCUAAGUAUACUCUGGUACAGUUUCCUUUCUCCAGUUCUUACUGUUGGUAAAUUUUGUGCUGAGAUGUAAAUUUUUGCGAAAUGAAAUACAGGAGGACCCAGCAUAUACAGCUGGGCUUCAAACUGAACCAUUGUUAAUUAUGUUCCACCUGCCUGUGACUAUCAGCAGGUGGAACAAUGGCUCAGUUGAAAGCGAACAAAAAUUUGAAACACCAGCAAUGUGCUGUAUAUACUGGGCCUUCCUGUACCGGCAUCUAGUUUUCAAUAUCCUUGUGAGAGGACAUGCAAAAUUUGCCUACAAGAGGAACUGGGGGAGCUCUGCAGGAGGUAUACCUGGCUAUGUGUAGGAAAGGUAAACUCUCGCUGCUCUACAUCACUUGCCUAUGAAUCUUAGUCUAAUACAGGUCACUUGUCUGCUGAAGAUCUCAAAAUUCUGAAAUAAAUCCUUUAUCUAUAUACUGCAUCAUUGGUAAAAUAUACUGAUAAUGUUAAGCAGACAGUGCUCAGUUUAUGGUAGUAUUUUAAUGAGAAGUUUUGUGCAGGAGAGAUUAUCAGUUGCCAUAGAGGCAGGUUAAAGAGGAUGUUUAUGUUGGAGAGAAUUAAGGUGAGGUAGAGAUGGCCAGUGGGACAUAACCUCUAGCAAUAUUAUUCACUCAAGUGAAAAUGUAAACAUUUAAAAUUAGGUGAGCCAGUAGGGUGACGUCAGUUGUUCUUCAUAUAGGUUUAUUUAAUAGCAGUGAAUGGGAUUUGUGUGUGAUUGUACUAGUUAUGGCAGUCUGAGCAGAUUCCAAGCAGGAUUGGUUCCAUCUACUUCAUUGGUAAUAAAUUUAGUGCCAGGGAUACUUCUUUGAUAAUAAAUUAGUGCCAGGGAUACUUCUUUGAUAAUAAUUUAGUGCCAGGGAUACUUCUUUGAUAAUAAAUUUAGUGCCAGAAAAGUUUUAAUCAUUUUCCAUUUUGCUUUGAACAGCACAGUCAUGUCAUCCCUGUGGCAGGUGUUUCCACGUUUGCUGAGCCUCGUAUUCAACACCCUUGAUGUUUUACCUUCGUAAAACUUGUCACAACCUCCAUAAGUUUAUAUAGAUGCAGGCAGUGGUGUUUUGGGGGCUAUGUUCUUUUUGUUAAGUCUUUACCGUGUUGGAAGCUAUAAUGGCAGUCCUAACAGUGCUCUUGGCUAAGGAGUUGGAGAGGUUAUUGCUGGUUGACAGGUAGAACUAUAUACAGUGGAACCUCAAAAAUCGAACUGCUUCCAACACAACCAAUUAUGUAAGUGUAUUUUUGUAAGUGCUUUUAUAAGUGUAUUUUUGAGGGUCUGAAAUGGACUAAUCUAAUUUACAUUAUUCUUGAUGGGAAUGAAUUCAUUCAGUAAAGGCACUCGAACAGCCUUCUGGACUGAAGAAAGUUCGAUAUUUGAGGUUUCACUGUAUCUACUACUGGAUUUGGAAUCGUGUCUGGUAUUAUGUAAUAUCUCUACUCCUUCUCACAGUGUUAUGGAGAGCAAAAAUUAAAUGUUUUCUUAACCCUUCAACUGUCCAAACGUAGAUCUACGUUCACGUGCAUAGCACUCUGAAUGUAGAUCUAUGUUUGGACAGUUUAAGGGUUAAUGGUGCAUUCCUCUAGGAGACUAUGACUACAUUAAUAAAACCUUCCUUGAACUACAUAUUCUGUUCACUGCACUUUAUUAUGGACCAUAGGAAAUAAAUAGAGAAGCUACUACACAAUAUCAGAUAAUAUUCCAACCUCAGUACAUCCACAUUGCUGCCUGUGAACAGAAGCAGUAACCUCUCCAGAUCUUUAACUGAAGUUAACUUCAGAGUUGUAUUAAUAUUGGCAGAAUUACCGAUAAUAUGUUACGUAAAAGGACACAAGUGCAACUAAUGUGACAUUUUAUUGUGUCACAUUAGUUGCACUUGUGUCGUUUUACCUAACUAAGGGUUGCCAUUAUACAAGACUUGGUCAAAAAAGAAAAUGGUAUCUAAAAUAAAGUGCCUGUAUCUAUAUAACCCAUAGAGGCUGUGCCAAGUUGUACAUAGGGACUUGAAGGUGAUCAGAACACACAGAGGCGCCUGCCAGAGAUAACACAGACACCUGUAUUAUUCACCCUCAUACAUAAGAGAACCACCUUAUAAACUUCUCCAGUGCAAUUUUAUCAAAAAAGCAGAUGUAACGAACCAUGCUUCAAGUCUCCUGUGCUUGAAAAAUGGUAUAGUGAUAGACAAUAUGUGGAAAAAGGCAUUUAUGUACACCUCAGGACAUUUAUUAGAGGAAACGCCCACAAAGCCUGGUCACAGACCAGGCCACGGGUGCAUUAACUCCUGAAACCCUCUCCAGGUAUACCACAAGUGACUUCUCCAGACCUAAUGAAGCCACUCGUGGCAAAAUGUUUUCUGUAAAAAAUGUCUUGAAUUCUACAUAAGUGCCCUUUUCACACACACUGAUUAUCACGACCAUCACCACCAUCAUGCAGAAAUCAGGUUCAUUUCUUAGUUCAAGAACGCUGGCCAAAAUUAUUUUCAAGAUGUAUGACAUUUCUCUAACAUGAAACUACAGGGAGAGUACACAAAUAACCCAUACAUACGAGAGAGAAGCUUAUGAUGAUGUUUGGGUCUGACCCAAACAUUAUUGUAAGUUUCUCUCUCCUAUGUGUGGGUUAUUUGUGUAUUAUUCCAGUCACAGUAUUGUGAUUUUUUUUGAUCUUCAUACAUAAAGGUAUACUGCGUCACCUAAUUUUAAGCUUUCGUGUUCCCACUGCGUUGAGUAGCAUUACUGCCGGUGAUGUCACCUGCCCAUCUCUACGCUUCACCUUGCUUCUCUCAGACAUACUCGUUUUACCCAUCUCUGAGAAUUUGUAGUCCCUGGUGGGUGUAACGUCUGGCUAAAAUGCCAUAAACUUCAGUUUUGUUUCUUAUUAAUGGAUUCUUGCUACUCAAUUUGAUUUUCCACCGUUUGACUAUGUUCUGAAAAAUAUAAUGUACUUAUAAUUUUUUUACAUUGAUUUCUUCAAUAGGCCAGAUCCUUAAAAUGUAAGUUUUCAUAAUAAAAAAAGUAAAGAUA